AGGCAUGAGACGCGGCGGAUCAAGAGAGUUGCGUCAGUUGCGCAGACGCCUGCAGCGCAGCCUGGACUUGCGCCUGACGCGUUGGUCGCCGAGCGGACACACAGGAAAAGUUCUCAUCAACGAGAGGCAGUCUGCUGUCUUUUAUGCCUCCUCGACACUUUCUCUUCCACCGCAGCGUGUUUUGUGCUCCGCCGCGCACGUCCGGCACCGAACUCCUGCUUCUUUUUGGGUGAUUAUCUUUCUUUUUCUUGGUUUUUUCCUUUUUUUUUUUUUGGUCUUUUCUUGGCUGGUGUUGGCCAUGGAGCUGCUGUGCCUGGAAAUGGACACCAAUAUUCGGGCUCGUCCCGAUCCGAACCUCCUUUGUGAUGAUCGAGUCCUGCAGAGCUUGCUGACCAUCGAGGAGAGGUUCCUACCUCAGUAUUCCUACUUUAAAGGCGUGCAAAGAGACAUUCAGCCUUUCAUGCGCAGAAUGGUCGCCAUUUGGAUGUUGGAGGUUUGCGAGGAGCAGAAGUGCGAGGAAGAAGUUUUCCCCUUGGCCAUGAACUACUUAGACAGAUUUCUAGCAGUGGUCCCCACCAAAAAGUGCAACCUGCAGCUGCUGGGAGCAGUUUGCAUGUUUCUUGCAUCCAAAUUGAAAGAGACUCGUCCAUUAACUGCGGAGAAGCUUUGCAUCUACACAGAUAACUCCAUCAGACCACAAGAACUGCUGGAAUGGGAACUGGUGGUGUUGGGGAAGUUGAAGUGGAAUUUGGCGGCGGUGACACCGAACGACUUCAUCGAGCACAUAGUGAGGAGGCUGCCGCUGCCCGAGGAUAAACAGACUCUUAUACGCAAACAUGUCCAGACCUUCAUCGCCCUCUGUGCCACAGAUUUCCGAUUCGCCAUGUACCCUCCAUCCAUGAUUGCCACUGGAAGUGUGGGGGCUGCAAUCUGUGGCUUACAGCUGGACUCGGCAAACCAGUCCCAGUGGGGGGACAGUCUGACAGACCUGCUGGCCAAAAUCACAAACACAGAAGUGGAUGUUCUGAAAGAGUGCCAGGAGCAGAUUGAGCGCGUGUUAGAGAGCAGCCUGCGUGAGGGCCGGCAGCAGCAGCAGCAGCAGCAGCAGCAGCAGACCCAGCGAGGCCCCAGCACUAAAGGCCUGGACGAGCUGGACCAGUCCUCCACCCCGACAGACGUCCGCGACAUCAACUUGUGAACCGCCGGAGUACGCCGCUGCACCAGGAUUUACAAGGAGAAGAAGAAAAAGAAAAAAAUAAGAAUCACGAAAAGAAAAAAAAGAACAAAAAAACAAAAUGUUAAAAACACAAGCCCUUUAAAAGAAAAAGAACAAUGCUUGCUAGUUUUUUUGUAGGUUUUUUUUUUCUGUUUCUUCAAGACAACGACAACAAAGAAAACGCCUGCCCCCGCGAAAUAGAUUUUUGGAAUGGGUCUAAAAGCAACAGAUUUGGGGCGCGAUGACGCUCCGUGGUGCCUUGGAUACACAGAAGGGAAACCAAUCAUAUUUGCAUUCUGCCUUUGAUUGUAUGGAACGAUCGUUAAGUUAUAUCGUGAAACCUUAGCUGGAUCGGCACAAAAAGUCGCAUACGUGGGAUCAAAGCAUGAGCUUCGUUUUCUUCUCUCUCUCUCUCUCUCUCUCUCUCGUGGAUUCUACUCAUGCUAUCUUCGCUCGGACGUGGACGCUUAACAAUCCAGGGAAGAGAUGAACUAUUAGCCGUAGUAAUUAUUAUUAGUGGUAAUAUUAUUUGACAUCGUUUUGAGUAGUCGAGAUCAAUAAGCUCCUUGUGUCAGGCUGCUUGUUAGUGGAUUCAGUGUGUGUGUGUGUGUGUGUGUGUGUGUGUGUGUGUGUGUGUGCGUAGUCUGAAUGGGAUCCUGUAUCUAAAUUAGCAGUAAACAUUGUAAGGCGCGAGGCACUUACGCUGUUAGAAGACGAUACAUACAUACUUUGUCUAUCAGUAUAACGGGCGUCUAUGCUGUGUCACUGCCUGCAUUCAUCCAUGGACUCCCGGCGGCCAGCAAUAAACGGCUGCACCAACUAUGAAUGAGAAAAAGGUCGUGAGAGCGAACUCGGUGCCCCCCUAUUGUCCCCCCCCCCCCCCCCCCCCCCCCGCAUACGUGAGGCGUUUUUUUAUUUUGCGGUUUAACGAUUGAUAUUGUCACACGAUGUUACAAUGUUGCGUCGGCUUUGGCGGAGCGCGUUGAGGAGCACAUCGGAGGUCGACGGAAUGACGAAUAAGGUGCGCGCCCCCUCCCCCGCCCUGUAGAGUUGAGAUGGAAACGUUUGACGGAUUGAAAGAAAACAAUUUACGCGGAUGCCGGAUAAGGAACUGCCAGAUCGAGUGAGGAUAUGAACUUGCUUGGGAGGAGUGCGUGUUGUGUUUUGUUUUUGUUUUGUUUUUUAGCUCCCCUAUACGAUUUCAAUGGCAAAGCACUUUGAGAACAUGCUCCCCAGGAGAUGCGUCAAAAUAAAAAAAAUGGCGGUAAUUCGGAGGCGGGCGGGUGUUGUUGAUUUUCUUUUUUUUUUUUUCUUUUUUUUUUUUUAUAUAUAUAAACGUUGUCGGGCUGGUUUCCCAAUCACCCCUUUCCCCCCCUCUUGUUCAAGCAUAAGGACAUUCCAAUCAAAAAAGAAAAAACAUUCCUACUCAAGCAAAAGACCAACAUUGACCCAUUUUGAUCCCCAGGAUUGGAACAAAAAUAAGACAGUUCACUCAUCUGUGGGUUUCCUUUUACACUGUCAAGACAUGAUCUUUUGUUUUCCCUUUUUUUUUUUUUCUUGUACUUGAAUUGUUGUAUUUAUCUGCAUCACAGCCACAGUCGAGUCACACAGGGCGGCGGUCGGGUGGUCGUAACAUCCAAUAUUUGCACAUGUUCUUCGGAGGCCAAUGAGUUGAUUUAUUUUACGUGUCCAAACCACCACAAGUGACGCGUGUUGCUGUUCACUUUUUUAGUUUUAUUUCUUUAACGUCACCGUCGUCCUCUUUGAGCUUUGCUGCUUCAAAAUCAUCCACCAGGAGGGCCGGUCAGGCAGAGAAACGUUUUUUUUUGUGUGUGUGUGUGUGUGUGUGUUAGAGUGUUGUUUUCGAACGCCGCACACGCUUAAGGUUGUCGUAUUUUUGACUCACGAAAGACUUGAGGAGAAUGUGUGGACAUGUUUGAAAUAAUUGCGCCCCACCCCCUUCAUUUGUUCCUCUGCCGGAUGUAAGCUCUCACCCAAACCUUGUUUUUGUUUUUUUCCCUUUCCUGCAAUUUCUUGUAUCAAUUUGUGUUAUUGAUAUAUUCUACGGGGCGACCAGACCCACAAAAGGGUUUUUUUGUUUGUUUUUUUUUCUUUGUAAGAUUUAGAGAUACUGUAUUCCAAAGUGAAGAGAGGACAGAGGAGGUGUGAAGACAUCAAGAAAAAAAAAGAAAAAAAGAGUUGUUGUCUUUUUGCGCUGCUAAAAGCUAUGAAUUUGUUUCAUUUAUACAAAAUAACAUUACAGAGUUGUGAUGUGUCACUUGAGUGUGCUGCUAUUUUAUAAACAUUUGUAUUAUAAUAUAAUUAUUUUACUGCUUAAGAGAUAAAAAUUCAGAAACAACGAAGUAGAAGGUGAUAGAAGAACAUGGAAUGAGUAUCCGACUGGAAAUGUUCUUUGUACAGUUUUUGCUUAAAUAGCAUGUCUCCUUUACCCCUUUUGUUUUUUUAAAUCUAUUUUGCUAUUUUUCUUUAGUCACAUUCUGCAUCGAUGGUAUAUGUCCUAUACCUCAGGAUUACUGGCGACAUUCAACAAAACAAAACAACCAAUCCAUCAUCGAUACCUCUGCAGCUUAGGGAGCCUGGAAUAGAAUAGAAAAGAAUACAUUAGCAUUUUGGUGGCUGCACCUGCUGUUUGGCUUCCACUUGGACUUACUGGAGGGGGGGGGUGGGGGGGGGGGGGGGGGGGGGGGGUGUUCUGUCUAGCUUGUUGAAAAGCUGGUGUUGGUGCUACAUCUGACGUGUGUGUGAUGGAGGCUACAACAGCAUUCCAAUGACGGCCAAAGUACUGAAGUUGCUCUGCACGCUCACAAUCACCCUGAAUGUGGAUUAUGAGAAGGUGACCUGCACCUCGUUUGUACUCGGAAAUAUUGGGAUAUCUGGAAGUUUGAAUAGAGCAGGUUUCCCUUUCGGGCCCGACCCCUGGCCCCCCCACCCCCCCGGUUCCCCUCCUCCUCCACCACCAGAACUCACAUCAUGUACCUCAAAUGUCUGUUGCACAACCUCUGUUCAAUAAACUUCUGCUUUAAAGGGUGUGACACCA
Molecule: messenger RNA, 4274 nt
Organism: Nerophis ophidion (straightnose pipefish)
Lineage: Eukaryota; Metazoa; Chordata; Actinopteri; Syngnathiformes; Syngnathidae
Gene: ccnd2a
Product: cyclin D2, a
Exons: 5
Coding region: 5-1198 (397 amino acids)
Biological process (GO): regulation of cyclin-dependent protein serine/threonine kinase activity; positive regulation of G1/S transition of mitotic cell cycle; mitotic cell cycle phase transition
Cellular component (GO): nucleus; cytoplasm; cyclin-dependent protein kinase holoenzyme complex
Molecular function (GO): cyclin-dependent protein serine/threonine kinase regulator activity
Source: RefSeq, a predicted model, not a curated record